This is a messenger RNA of Durotheca rogersii, 2275 nucleotides long. RefSeq lists its product as uncharacterized. Lineage: Eukaryota; Fungi; Ascomycota; Sordariomycetes; Xylariales; Xylariaceae. The coding region runs from base 474 to 2072 and encodes 532 amino acids. The transcript has 3 exons. The record is from RefSeq and is a predicted model, not a curated record.
AUAGAACUUGGUGUCCCCAUAGCCCAAAGACGAAGGAAUCAAGAAGGGUUGGGACCCCCGCCCCUGGCUACAGAAUUCACUUGAAAUGGUGCUAUCUAGUCAGCUAAUCCAUCCGAUUUGGCAGGCCGCGAGUCACUGAUCGUACGAAGCAUGAAGGGCCCCGCUCAAUAUGGCAACCCGAAUUCGGCCCGUAUUACUCGAAUCCGAGCCUUCAAAGUCAACAUCAGGGCCUUGCCGGGACGGGGUACCGGGGAGAAGGGAAUACCCCCUCCUUCAAUGUGCAAUAUCUCGAUUACAAAGCCGAAUUGGGCGACCCUGCGUGAUACUCGAGCUCGAGUACCUCGAAGUCCCUUCGGAGAGGGAGGGGUGGGACGCUCGAGGAUGGGGCCUGUCGAGCAUAUAUAACAAUUGUGACAGGGCGAGCCUCCAGGAAAAGUAUCUUGGGAGGGUAGUUGCGCCUCCACGAAGAUAUCAUGGAUUCCCAGCACGCUGUUUUUGGGCUGUACGCCAGUGGUUACUCUACGACUAGCAGCGUAGUGAACCGCUCCCCGCAAGAUAUGAGGCCCGAAACUAGGGUGGCCCCAGAGCCGCUUCGCCUCAAUGCGGACGCAAACCAGGCAUGCGAUUACCCCGCGGGCGUGAUCGAUAGUUGCUAUAAGAGCCGCUUCUUAGCGAGGGCUCUAGAUUACUACUGUCUCGAGAAAGACUACCUCGAUACCGGUGUCGUCUAUUGUCUCAUGGCGAACUGCCACGAAUUCUUCAAUGGGGACAAGCAGAUGCUUCGGCACCUCAAGAACUGCCCAUACCUCCGCCUGGGGGUGUUCCGGUGCCCACAAUGUGCAGACUUACACCAGUUUCGGACCGUCUCCAAGGAUAAGCGCUCGCGGAGCCAGGUGACCCUUUAUCAGCGGGUCCAAAGGAAGAGCCUCAAGAGCCUCUCGUUGUCCCCUCGUAGCCCCAGGUCGCCACCCCUUACGAGAUCCUCUAUCGAAUAUGGAGAAGUGCAGAGCCGCCGCCGCAGUGGCGCAGCGGAAGAACCCGCUAUCGUUUCACCCGUCCACGAGUUGUCUAUCGAUGGCUGCUCGUCGGCGACAGCGGCUUUCCUGCCUUACGAGAGCUCCCCCGGGGGGGUGGAAUUGGAUGCGGAGCGGCAACCCCUAUAUAGUGAGGGGCAAGCCUACUUCUCAAGUCCACCACCUCUACCCGAACUACCUUCGGGGCAGGCCUACCUCGUAGGUCAACACCUCUUACCCGAACUACCCUCGGGGGAGGCCUAUCCCCAAGGUUCACAUCACAUACCUGAACUGGCUUCGGGUACUUUCCGUGCCGAAGCUCCCUGCGAUGAUACUUCGCCAAGUGUCAUGGACUCCUCGACCAUUUCUUCGGGCAGCGAAUCCCGUCAGGGGCAGUACCCACCUACGAGCAGCUACCGACGCUCCCAGGACAUUUGCAGUCCCCACGAGUUCCCUCCCUACCUCAGAGAUGCUGACUCGGGGCAGGAUUUGUGGCAUAUCUACCAUAUGGACACCUUCAGCGAGCACUUCAUACAGCCGGUAUUUCAAGAAAGUCCACCGCCCCCCUACGAGAAAGCGCGCCCCCAGUUAACUAUCCAAACGAACUCCGUGGGGCACCUGAAUCCAGCGUACCCACCACCUAGUUACGACGACGACGCCUUGGUGAACACCGGGACGUCGUGGUCCAGCCCGUCGUCGCCCUCCCCGACGGAUCCGAUGCCGCCGCCGGGUGCCGACGCUCGGUACCCCGUGCCUCCCGUGGAUUACGCGUGCUCGGACGCGGACAAUCAGGCCCUCGAAGCCCUCGGCGAGUCCUCCCCCGAGUACCGCGGCGACUACAGAUGUCCCUGGCCGGGUUGCGAUUGGGCGCCGACAGGGAUAACUAAAAAUUUCGCGUCUUAUCUUCGGAAGCAUAAGCAGACGCACGACAACUCCCGAAGGUUCAGAUGUCAGCACUGCCACAAAGCCUACAAGAGGAAAGACAACCUAGGUAGCCACUUGCGUAAAACGCAUAAUAUUCAUCACGGUCAACGUAGGCGACGCCGGUCCGUCGGAUGAUCUGGAAUACAUAGACACCGAGAGCAGGAGGACGUCAAUAUGGCGGAGCAUACCAACGACGGAGACUUGGUUGUGUGGAGAGCUGCGGGGUUUCCUUUCCUACCUUCGUAUGCACCAGGGGCUUUUCGUAUCUAGGCAUCCCGUGCUAGAGAUAGCUAGUUACAGGAUUCGCGUUCCUAACAAGCUCAUUCACUUUUAAACGC